Molecule: messenger RNA, 990 nt
Organism: Rhinolophus ferrumequinum (greater horseshoe bat)
Lineage: Eukaryota; Metazoa; Chordata; Mammalia; Chiroptera; Rhinolophidae
Product: olfactory receptor 10T2-like
Exons: 2
Coding region: 1-990 (329 amino acids)
Biological process (GO): G protein-coupled receptor signaling pathway
Cellular component (GO): membrane
Molecular function (GO): olfactory receptor activity; G protein-coupled receptor activity
Source: RefSeq, a predicted model, not a curated record
AUGAACCCCAGCUGUCACAGGGUCCUUUCCUCUCAGACUCCUGAAGAACAGUGGGAAAACGCCACCUGGCUGGUGACAGAGUUUGUGCUGGUGGGUUUCUCCAAUCUCCCAGACCUGAGGACCAUCCUCUUCACGCUGUUCCUGCUCAUGUACCUGGUCACCCUCAGUGGCAAUGUCACUAUCAUCACCAUCAUCCACGUGGAUCAGACGCUUCACACUCCCAUGUACCGCUUCCUGGCAGUGCUGUCCCUCUCUGAGACCUGCUACACGCUGGUCACCAUCCCCAAUAUGCUGGUUCAUCUGCUCCUGGAGAGCCAGGCCAUCUCCAUUGCUGGCUGUCGGGCUCAGAUGUUCUUCUUCCUGGGCCUGGGCUGCAGCCACUGCUUCCUCCUGACCCUGAUGGGCUAUGACCGCUAUGUAGCCAUCUGCUAUCCCCUGCAUUACGCAGUGGUCAUGAGACCUACAGUCUGCCUCUGCCUGGGAGCCCUGGUUUUCUGCUCAGGGUUCUCCGUGGCCCUGAUCGAGACCAGCAUGAUCUUCUCCUCGCCCUUCUGCAGCAGCAACCGUGUAGAGCACUUCUUCUGUGACAUCGCCCCCGUCCUGAAGCUCAGCUGUGCUGAGAGUACAGGCAAAGCUCUGGCCAUCUUCUUCCUGAGCAUCCUUGUGGUGCUGGCCUCCUUUCUCCUCAUCCUCCUCUCCUAUGCCUUCAUCGUGGCCGCCAUCGUGAGGAUCCCCUCGGCCGCUGGCCGCCACAAGGCCUUCUCCACCUGCGCGGCCCACAUCACCGUGGUCAUGGUGCAUUUUGGCUGCGCCUCUGUCAUCUACCUGCGGCCCGACUCUGGAGGAAACCCCAGCCAGGACCGCCUGGUGGCUGUCUUCUACACGGUGGUGACGCCGCUGCUGAACCCAGUGGUGUACACCCUGCGCAACAAGGAAGUCAGGGUGGCUCUGAGAAGGACCCUGGCGCGAAGCUGCCGGAGUUUUAAAUAA